UGUGUUACUUUUUUACAUGUAUAAAGUAUUUUUAUGUACACAUCCUGGCAGGUGUGAUUUAGCGUUUGAUGAAGAUGAUGCUGAGUCCAGAUCAGAGCGAUUCUGACCUUAUGUGGACUCAGUCAGACUCGGAAACGGUCCUGGACGUCAUUAAAGUGGAGUGUAAGCCUGGAGAGUCUCCGCUAGCAGACGGGAAGCAGCGCGCGGUCGCGCCUCCCGCACUGACCCGUGAGGAAAAGCGGCGGAGGAGGCGCGCGACUGCCAAAUACCGACUUGCCCAUGCAACGCGCGAGCGCAUCCGUGUCGAGGCUUUCAACGUGGCUUUUGCCGAACUGCGAAAGUUACUCCCUACACUUCCGCCGGACAAAAAGCUCUCAAAGAUAGAGAUCCUUCGUCUUGCUAUAUGUUACAUAUCUUACCUGAAUCACGUCCUGGACGUGUAAACGACCUGAGGAACAUAUUAAACAUUAAAGAUCAUUUACAUCUAUAAAACUAUUAUGAGGGCAGAUAUAAGAUCUUGAGUGUUUAUAAAAAUGUUGUUAUCUUAAACCACCUGUUAGAUGUAGACUCACAUAGAGCAAAAUCCAUUGAGGAUGGAAAUAGCCUCAUCAGAUGAAUAUGGGUAUAGCAUCAGGAAAUCUUCAUUAGAGCAGCCUGAAGUGCUGGAAGCAUCCUGUUAAAAUGGAUCAUUUUAAACUGUUAUUUAUUUUAUGUUUCUACUGUAAGCAGACUUGUCUAUUUUACGUGGUUGUCUUAUAAUUGUGGAUAAUUUAUUUUAAUAUAUUGUUUGAUUGUGCUCUUACGCUAUGCCUACAGUAUGUACAGUGUUUACAAAAUGUACAGUUAUUUAUAUUGUAAAGUUAUUGUGUUUGAAGUUUUGUUGUUGCUUUAACCUUGCACAUUUGUUGAGUUAAUGCUAAAUUAGGUCCUUGAUAUCAGUGAAGCAAGUGAUUACACAUGCAAUUGAUAUCUACAUGGCAACAAGAUGCACUUCCUCUUUUUACUGUUUACGGAUACAUGAUCAUUUCUUUCUAUAACUCUGUGUAAUAUAGCCUAAGACAAGUUUCUUUGGGGAAUAAGCAACCUACUGUUUAGACAAAAUAGUUGAUUUUGAUAUUAAAUAAUGGGCAAUACAGCAGACAGCAAUUUUAUUUAAUACCACAAGACUAUGGAAAUUCAAAAGAUUCAUCCUCUGCAGCAGACAAAAGAUAAAGCUGUUUAUUUAUUUUCUUUUACAGACAAGCUAUUUUCUAUAUAUUAUUUAUUUACAUUUGCAUUGUGGAGCUUAAAUCUAUGGUAUAAAAUGUUUCAUAUCUGCUUUAUAUCCAAAGAUGCCCAAUUCAGAGCCUUAAGUGUCAUU
Tachysurus vachellii is the source of this 1360-nucleotide messenger RNA. It is a transcript of the gene nhlh2, whose product is annotated as nescient helix loop helix 2. Gene Ontology annotation, molecular function: RNA polymerase II cis-regulatory region sequence-specific DNA binding; DNA-binding transcription factor activity, RNA polymerase II-specific; protein dimerization activity. Lineage: Eukaryota; Metazoa; Chordata; Actinopteri; Siluriformes; Bagridae. Gene Ontology annotation, biological process: regulation of transcription by RNA polymerase II. The record is from RefSeq and is a predicted model, not a curated record. The transcript has a single exon. The coding region runs from base 69 to 443 and encodes 124 amino acids.